Molecule: messenger RNA, 1902 nt
Organism: Laccaria bicolor S238N-H82
Lineage: Eukaryota; Fungi; Basidiomycota; Agaricomycetes; Agaricales; Hydnangiaceae
Exons: 2
Coding region: 1-1902 (633 amino acids)
Molecular function (GO): protein binding
Source: RefSeq, a predicted model, not a curated record
AUGUCGGGUUUUGUCGCUGGUCUACAUUCUCAAUCCAUUAAACUUGAUGACCCCUUUUCCACAGAUAUCCCUGGCAUAUCAUCCUCCGAGCCACAAAUUCAAGACUUUUACGAGAUUCAUAAUACCGCUGAUGUUGCUCGUCGCCGUAUUGAUCAGGACAUUGAGAAAAUGGAAGGGGCCAUCCGAGCGCUCAAGUCUCGCCGCAAUAGCUUAGCUGCCAUUUCGCGCCUCCCCCCUGAAAUACUCUCCAAAAUAUUCCUGUAUUGCGCAGCCACAUAUCGGCGCCCGCAGCUAAACAUGGAUUGGGUUAGAGUCACCCACGUCUCACGCCAUUGGCGAACAGUGGCUAUCGGUUGCCCUCAAUUCUGGACAACACUUGUUUUCGCGCGACCGAGGUGGGUGGAAGAGAUGUUGAAGAGGUCCAAAAUGGUUCCUCUUGUAAUUGAUGUCUGGUCUGCUUACAUGGGGGCCCCAAAAUCAAUCGAGGGCGUUCAACUGGCCAUGAACCACACUUCCCGUGUACGGGUGUUGAACAUAACUUCCUCGAGUGCAUCAUUCGGAAAACUUUUCUCGAGUGUCCCGAGAGCGGCGCCCAUACUUCAGACCCUCGUGCUGACUACUUCAACAAACGAUUACCAAUAUUCGGAGCUGUCUCUUGACAACUACUCCAUUCCUCCAGAGCUCUUCAGUGAUGACUCUUCUCAGCUCCGACACCUCGAAUUAAUACAUUGCAAUCUUGAUUGGACAUCCCACCUUCUCAGAGGUCUUACACACCUAAAAAUUCAUGAUACCGCUCCAGGAACUAGACCAUCUAUACCCCUUUUUUUGGAUGUUCUAGAGCAACUUCCAACCCUCACAGUGCUCGAUUUAAAGGACGCGCUUCCCCAUGUUGCUGAUGGCUCUUCGACGGUGUCAUACAAACGCAAUGUUAAACUGCACUCGUUGACAAUUUUAUAUCUCUCGAGCUCUGAUACCGACUGUUCUAAUGCGUUAAGGCAUCUAUCUGCGUCAUCUGUUGCCACCCUUCAGCUGUAUUGCCGAAGCACAAUGGUCUCUGACGCCAAUUUCUCCAGUAUCAUGACCUUUGUCAGUGGCUUAUGGGAUCCAACAGCUAUCAUAUCCAGUGCUGAAAAACUACAUAAGUGCCCCAUCCGCAGUCUCAAAAUCGUGGGUUUUGAUUCAGUGGGCUUCAGUCUGCAAGCCUGGCCCACCGUGUUGUCGUUUCAAACGUUGUCCGAUGGAGGUCAGAAUCUGCAGCCUUCCAUAAAUUUGGAGUUCCGAUGGCUUUCAACCGUUACGUCCGAAUAUUGGGAUAAGGUAAUCGGAGAGACCUGUGCUGCUUUACCUUUGGAGCAACUCGCGUCAUUGGAUGUUUUGAGCGCAUGCCAAAUCACGGAACAAACGUUCUUGAGGAGGUUUGGAAAGCUUACACAUCUAAGAUCCAUACGUGCACCGAGGCUGGGCGUACACACGCUUCUGUCAGCCAUGAUUGCUGAGCCUAGUAGUCCCACUCGCACAGAUGUGUCCGCGAAUUCAUCGACGCGGAAACAAUCAAGCAAUUGGAGAGAGAUCCCCCCUGCAGUCUACUUUCCCUCCCUGCUCCACCUUACAAUUGAAACCGCGAAUUUUGGUAAUGGACAAUCUGCCAAGCUGGAUGAUUUGAAGGACUGCCUAGUGCAACGUUACGAGCGGGGGGCCGAAGUGCGCGAGCUGACGCUUUCUCAAUGUUAUUGCCUGACGGCAAAGCAUGUUGACGAACUUAGAGAAAUCGUUGUCGAUGUGAUUUGGGAUGGGAGCCGGAGGGGGACAGGUUUUGCCGAUUCGGAAGAUGAUUAUGUGGCAUGGGAUGAUAUUGGUGAUGACAUGUAUGAUUACUAUUCAGACCACGACUACUAUAUCUGA